UGCUUUGCUUUUGCAGUAUAUUCCUAUUCCAGUCGUAAACGCGCAUUGUUAGGAGAUAGUAAGGCUGAGUUGUAUCGUUAUCGAUAUAAAAUAACAUCGCGACAUAAUGGCAAAGUGUGUAAGUUUUUUGGUGGUUUUGGCCCUUUUUGCGGUCGCUGUUAAUUGCGGUGAUGACAAGAAGGACGAGUUGAAGAUUGAUUCGAUAUUUAAACCAGAGAUUUGUGACGUUAAGAGCAAAAAUGGAGACAUGUUGACCAUGCACUAUACCGGUACUCUGACGGACGGUACUAAAUUUGACUCCAGUAUGGACCGUGAUCAACCAUUUACCUUCCAAUUAGGAGUAGGACAAGUAAUUAAGGGAUGGGAUCAAGGUUUAGUUGACAUGUGUGUUGGGGAAAAAAGAAAAUUGACCAUCCCUCCACAGCUCGCUUACGGUGAUAGAGGAGCCGGUAACGUUAUCCCUGGAGGAGCUACCCUUAAUUUCGAGGUUGAACUGAUCAACAUUGGAGACUCAGCCCCCACCACCAACGUAUUCAAGGAAAUUGAUGGCGACAAAGAUAAUCAACUCAGCCGUGACGAAGUAAGCGAAUACCUUAAAAAACAAAUGGUAGCUGCCGAUGGUGGAAACCCAAGUGAAGAAGUGAAAAACAUGCUUGCAGACCACGACAAAUUAGUCGAAGAGAUCUUCCAACAUGAAGAUAAAGACAAAAAUGGUUUUAUUUCCCACGAUGAGUUUUCCGGUCCAAAACACGACGAGUUGUAAGCAGCCCUUGCUUGAUUUGCACGAUUAAAUACACUUCGAGCAAAUUUUAUUAAUUAUUAAAAUUUAUAAAAAGAAAAAACGUAUAAUAAUUUAUACACAAUUUUCUUUUUAUAAAUCAAACGACUGAAUCGUGUGAAGUUUUAGUCAUAUCAAAUAAUGUUGAUAAAUUAUAAUUUUAUUUAAUUGUUUAUAUAAUUGCGGCAUUUUAUUAUUCUAUUAUUAAAUCGGUUUUUAAGUAGCUACGUAAAAUUACUAAAAAAAAACAUUUUUGAUACCUCAUAUAGUUGUAAGUUUUUUCAAAGGUAUAUUUGUUUAUUUGCCAAAUUAUUGUUUAUUUUAUUUUAAUUGAAAUUUAGUUUGGGCAAGUGUACAUAUUAAUUUUUUUUUGUUUAUUAAGAAUAAAUUUAAUACGUGUUUUCUCCAAAAUAAAGCCAAAUAAAUUAAUUUUGUUUUAACUAUGUUGUUGUAAUAUGUAUUAUAUUAUAUUAAUAAAGGUUUUUUUGAAUUA
Anthonomus grandis grandis is the source of this 1271-nucleotide messenger RNA. RefSeq names its product FK506-binding protein 2 (gene Fkbp14). Bases 107 to 763 code for a protein of 218 amino acids. The transcript is spliced from 4 exons. The record is from RefSeq and is a predicted model, not a curated record. Gene Ontology annotation, molecular function: calcium ion binding; peptidyl-prolyl cis-trans isomerase activity. NCBI's taxonomy places the organism in Eukaryota, Metazoa, Arthropoda, Insecta, Coleoptera, Curculionidae.